Molecule: messenger RNA, 2702 nt
Organism: Boeremia exigua
Lineage: Eukaryota; Fungi; Ascomycota; Dothideomycetes; Pleosporales; Didymellaceae
Product: sulfate transporter family-domain-containing protein
Exons: 2
Coding region: 188-2650 (820 amino acids)
Biological process (GO): transmembrane transport
Cellular component (GO): membrane
Molecular function (GO): secondary active sulfate transmembrane transporter activity
Source: RefSeq, a predicted model, not a curated record
UACAUAAGUGCCAAACCCUGGCAACCGUUCAUGUGGUAGCUUGUCAAGUCUUGUCAGUCUUGUCAGUCUUGUCUUCUCACUCCUCCCUUGGAAGGGCCAGUUAGCACGUGGGACCAUUGUCGGACCGUCUCGACCAUACCCAUCUGGCUCAGCUCGCCUUGUCCCUCUACGGACACAACCUUCCAUUAUGGCGAACAAACUUGGCAACGGUCUCGCCAAAGCCCUUGGUAUCGACCUUCACUACCGGAAUGAGACUGGUUCAGAGCGUGUGACCCGUGGAGAGAGUGUCUUCACAGUGGGUUCUGCGCAUACCUACGUCGAAGAAGAGCCCACUGCUGCCGAAUGGUUUCGGGAAGUGAUUCCUACCGGAGCGGAGUUUGGGCAGUAUUGCUACAGUCUCUUUCCGUUCGUCCACUGGAUUGGCCGGUACAACGUCCAGUGGCUCAUUGGUGACCUUAUCGCUGGUAUUACUGUCGGUGCUGUCGUCGUUCCCCAAGGAAUGGCCUACGCCAAACUUGCCCAACUUCCCGUCGAAUUCGGACUGUACUCUUCCUUCAUGGGAGUACUUAUCUACUGGUUCUUCGCCACUUCCAAGGAUAUUACCAUCGGUCCUGUCGCCGUCCUGUCGACCGUCACGGGCAACGUCGUGCUGAAGGCCGAGGCUACAGGAGUCGAUGCUUCUCGCGAUAUGAUUGCAUCGUCAUUGGCCAUCAUCGCAGGCGCAAUUGUGCUCUUCUUCGGUUUGGCACGGUUGGGCUGGAUCGUUGAUGUUAUUUCGUUACCUGCUAUCUCGGCCUUCAUGACAGGCUCCGCUAUCAGCAUCGCUGCUGGACAAGUACCAACCAUGAUGGGUAUCACUGGCUUCUCAACACGCGAAGCGACAUACAAAGUCAUUAUCAACACCCUCAAACACCUUGGACGCACGAAUCUUAACGCUUCAUUCGGUCUCACCUCGCUUUUCCUGCUGUAUUUCAUCCGGUGGUUUUGUGGUUUCCUGGCGAAGAAAUAUCCCAGCAGAGCUAAGAUGUUUUUCUUCGUGAACACGCUCCGCACUGUGUUUAUCAUCCUUCUCUACGUCUUGAUCAGCUACCUUGUCAACCGAAACCACCGGGCUAAGCCGCUCGUCUCAACACUAGGCAAGGUUCCUCGAGGCUUCCAGCACGCUCGCGUUCCUCAAAUAACGAUUCCCAUCAUCAAAUCUUUCGCCUCGGAACUGCCGUCGACCGUCAUUGUUCUCCUCAUUGAGCACAUCUCCAUUGCCAAGUCCUUUGGUCGUGUCAACAACUACUCUAUCAACCCCUCUCAGGAGCUGGUCGCCAUUGGUGUUAGCAACUGUCUGGGACCUUUCCUUGGCGCUUACCCUGCCACCGGAUCAUUCUCGCGUACCGCUAUUAAGUCCAAGGCUGGCGUGCGCACUCCUUUUGCUGGUGUUAUCACAGCCGUUGUUGUGCUGCUUGCAAUCUAUGCACUUCCUGCUAUGUUUUGGUACAUUCCAAACGCCACGUUAGCUGCGGUUAUUAUCCAUGCUGUGGGUGACCUGAUCUUGUCACCCAACACAGUGUACCAGUUCUGGCGAAUCUCACCUAUCGAGGUGCCUAUCUUCUUCGCUGGUGUCUUUGUCACGGUCUUUUCCAGUAUCGAAAACGGUAUUUACACCACUGUCGCCGUCUCCGCAGCGCUCUGGGCUUUCCGAGCCUUCAAGGCGAGAGGUCGUUUCCUUGGCCGUGCGAAGAUCCAUUCUGUCAUUGGAGACCACCUCCUUGACCCUACGAACGAAGACAAGCCGGAGCGCAAGAAGAACCCUACUGAAAGUGAGGACUCAGUGCGCAGCAUAUUUUUGCCUAUCGAUCAUCACGAUGGCUCCAACCCUCAGAUCCAACUUGAGGACCCUUACCCAGGUAUCUUUCUCUAUCGAUUCAGCGAGGGAUUCAACUUCCCCAACGCCAAUCACUAUCUCGACGACCUUGUUGAGACGAUUUUCAAGAAGACACGCCGCACAAAUCCAUCUUCGUACUCAAGACUCGGCGACCGACCUUGGAACGACCCCGGUCCACGACGUGGGAAGGAUACUGCCGUAUCUGACGAUCGCCCUACGCUGAAGGCCAUCAUUUUGGAUUUCUCUUCCGUCAACAACGUUGAUCUUACGUCCAUUCAAAAUCUCAUCGACGUCCGUAAUCAGCUCGACAAAUACGCUGCACCAGAUACAGUGGACUGGCACUUCUGCAACAUCAACAGCCGUUGGACUAAGCGCGCCCUCGCUGCUGGAGGUUUUGGAUACUACACACCCGAGCCCGACACGAGCGGUCUCCACCGCUGGAAACCCGUCUUUUCAGUCGCCGAGAUUGGUGGCUCCGAUUCUGCUGCCGCGGCAGCUGAGGCUCGGGAAAAUCGCCACGCUCAGCGCGCACUGUCACAAGUACGCACAAACGAUAUCGAGGCUGCACACGAAAGUGCUGAGUCUAGCGAUGCUGGGUCAUUGAACAAGCAACUUGAGCUUUCCAAGGCGUACGGGGGUGCUGAAGUUGAUGCUUCAGGCGGAACAGCGGGCAGGAUCGCUGUUGUACAGGGUCUUAACCGACCGUUAUUCCACGUGGAUGUUACUGCGGCGCUCGACAGUGCAUUGGCCAAUGCGCAGAGGAAGAGCCAUUAGUGUUGCAUUAUAAUAUUGGGGGCGCUAUGGUGUUUUCCAGGAGGAUAUGAAG